This is a messenger RNA of Rana temporaria (common frog), 2043 nucleotides long. Its product is annotated as UDP-GlcNAc:betaGal beta-1,3-N-acetylglucosaminyltransferase 7-like. Gene Ontology annotation, cellular component: membrane. Gene Ontology annotation, molecular function: hexosyltransferase activity. The coding region runs from base 592 to 1932 and encodes 446 amino acids. The transcript has a single exon. Lineage: Eukaryota; Metazoa; Chordata; Amphibia; Anura; Ranidae. The record is from RefSeq and is a predicted model, not a curated record.
CACCUCUCACUCUGCAUCACCAAAACCUCAACCUCUUUCUCCUCUCAGUCCCUAAUAGCACUCGGCACCGAGAGAACCUGCCGAGUGCCAGGCUGAGCCCGCCGUGCGGUGAAUGGGUUAAGCUCUUAAGUCAACCGAGUGUGGCUCCCGGUAACAUGAUCUGUUGGGACCCAUCUGGCUGCACAAACCGAAAAAUAAAAUGAAAAAUCACAGCAGCAGCUCGCAUCUGGCAAGUCGCAGCGCUCAGCCCUGGAGCUCAGGGGUCCGUCUUGGUACAUAGGUGGAGGAACCAUCGGACCCGAGACAGACAAGAAACUCUUCUGAACAGCAUGAUCCCUCCUGAUGCUCCAUCCAACAGGACGAGAUUGAAGGACAUCCGGAUAGUCGCCUUGCAGAGGUUCUCAUCCUCAUCCUCAUCCUCAUCAUCAUCAUCAUCAUCAUCAUCAUCAUGCACAAGGAGAGGAUGCAGAAGAGUUCUUGAGCAAUGAGCAUGUCCAAGCCUCUUCGUUGGGUUCUUCACCCUCAGAAAGGUAACCCAUGUGGUCCUUCAUGAGAUUCUCCUCCAUGUAGACCUUUGUUUUCCCCUUUCACAUGCAUUUUCUGGAGACUUGGUUUUUGCAGACAUGCUACACAGACCUCUACCACCAAUCCCGAAGCUGUAAGAGACAACGGGACGGAAGGAACCGGCCAGCCAGCCAGGUCUGUCCCCUCACCCCCAGCCCCGGGAUGGAGUAUUUGUUCAAAAGAAGGAGAGUCCUGAAAACUUGCAUCACUUUGUCCUUGCUGUUUGCCACGCUGGUGACCAUUCAUAAACUGAAACUGGUGGAGGAAGGGGCAAAGGGCAGCCUGGCAUUCCACUCCAGGAUCAUGCAUGAGUGGCUACAGCCAGACAAUGGCUCCUCUAAGAGGAUUGGAGAUGGGAUGGGUAGUCCUAGAACUCCAGAACCCGUGGACUUGCCACCACCGAGGUGGGACAUUAACGAAAGCAAAUGCCCUGAAAAUACGGCUUUAAGGAGGCAGCCGUGGUUCAAGCACGUGGACCCAAGAUUCCACCAGUUCAUCCUCCACAGGCAUUGCAGAUACUUCCCACUGCUGCUCAACCACCCCGAAAAAUGCCAAGGAGAUAUCCAUCUACUCAUAGUGGUCAAGUCCAUCAUUGAGCAACACGACCGGCGGGAAGCCGUGAGAAGGACCUGGGGCAAGGAGAAAGAGGUAGACGGGAAGAAAAUUAGGACUCUCUUCCUCUUAGGGACCACGUCUACAGGGAAAGACCACUGGAACCUCCAGAGACUUAUCGAGCAGGAGGACCAAAUUUACGGAGACAUCCUUCAGUGGGAUUUCAUGGACACCUUCUUCAACUUGACUCUGAAAGAAGUCAACUUCCUAAAGUGGUUCCACAUCUACUGCCCCAGCGUGGAGUUUAUUUUCAAAGGCGACGACGAUAUUUUCGUGAACACCGAAAACGUUUUGGAUUUCUUGGCCUUCAAGAAGGAAGGCCCUUUGUUGCCUAGCUUGUUCGUCGGGGAUAUUAUUUCUCGAGCCGUCCCCAUUAGGAACAAACAAAGCAAAUACUUUAUCCCCAAAGAGCUGUACGACAAACCCUACCCGGUGUACGCCGGGGGCGGGGGCUUCCUGAUGGCUUCUCCUUUAGCCAGGAGACUCUUUGUGGCCUCCGAGGGCAUACAGUUGUUCCCCAUCGACGACGUGUUUUUGGGACUGUGCCUAAAGUCGGUAGGAGUGGAGCCCAAGUUACAUCCAGGGUUUAGGACAUUCGGAAUUAGUAAGAAAAAAUCUAGCGCCAUGAAUAAGGACCCUUGUUUCUACAAGAGCUUGUUGGUGGUCCACAAGCUGAGCGCGAAGGAUCUUCUCAAAAUGUGGGCGGUUGUCCACCAUGAAAAAAUCAACUGUGGUAAAAAGGUUCAUAUUAACUAAUAAUCCCCCCCCCAAAAAAAUAUGGUGCAGGUAAAAUCCAAAGAGACUUUGUAUUUUCUAUAUUAUAUUAAUGUUCUUCUAAAUUAAGAUUAAAACAUAUAAUUUGUUUUA